AUGCGUUCCUCUACAGUCAUCGCCUUCUUCGCAGGCUCAGCUGCCGCACAGUCGACCGCAGUAGUCUUGAACCCGCUGAUGCCCGCAUCCACUCUCACUGUGAUCGGAUCCAGCUCAGGCACGACCACCUAUGUUAACUCAUGUUCUGAUGGAGGUAUUCCUGCUUCCUAUCUCACUCCCGGUACCCUCGUCACGACACCCAUCUCUGCACCAUCGACCACCGCGGCCGCACGUCUCCGCCGUCAGGAGGACGGCUUGUUUGGUGGUUUCUGCGAACCCAUCACCAUCAAGCAGGGCUCUUCGUCGGUCGAAAUCCACUUGGAGGACCCCACAAAGGGUGCUUGGACCGCCGACAUGAACUGCGCCUGGAAGGGUGAACUCACGUCCGCCGACCUGACUUGUACCGCUACCCAAAGCGGCUCUUUCGCCAAGCUUAACGAUGCUGAGGGCAUUACAUCUGACGUCCUCAAGGCAAGCGAGGUUGCUGAAGCCUCAGCGAUCCAGACUGUCAGCGUGGUUCAGUCUGCCUCCAAUUCAGCAUCCGCAACGGCAUCUGGGUCUCAGUCUGGCUCCGCCAACGCUACGGCCUCCGGAUCUGGCGCCCCUGUGGCCACUGGUGCUGCGGCUGGAGCUCCUCUCUCCAAGGGCGUGAUGGCUUUCGUCGGUGGUGUUGCUGCACUAGCUGGGUGA
Messenger RNA from Macroventuria anomochaeta, 690 nucleotides. RefSeq lists its product as uncharacterized. The coding region runs from base 1 to 690 and encodes 229 amino acids. The record is from RefSeq and is a predicted model, not a curated record. The transcript is spliced from 3 exons. NCBI's taxonomy places the organism in Eukaryota, Fungi, Ascomycota, Dothideomycetes, Pleosporales, Didymellaceae.